Messenger RNA from Heterocephalus glaber (naked mole-rat), 1420 nucleotides. Its product is annotated as cytoplasmic tRNA 2-thiolation protein 1. Gene Ontology annotation, biological process: tRNA wobble position uridine thiolation. The record is from RefSeq and is a predicted model, not a curated record. Gene Ontology annotation, cellular component: mitochondrion; cytosolic tRNA wobble base thiouridylase complex. NCBI's taxonomy places the organism in Eukaryota, Metazoa, Chordata, Mammalia, Rodentia, Bathyergidae. Gene Ontology annotation, molecular function: tRNA binding.
GGCGCCCACAGUGAGCUGUACACGGCUGACCCAGAGCCUUCUGGGAGACCGAGUCCCACCGCCCGCUUCCGCAUUUUCUGCGGCUCGGAUCCUCCCGCGCGGGUUCGGCCCAGGUUUAUCCUCCUUCCCCUGAACAGAAGCGCAGGCCCUGGCCUCCCUCUGCACUUAAGUCGCUCUUCUCCUAAGCUCUGAACUACCCACGGGUCCACAACAACCACAGCCGUCCUGUCUCUCAGAUCAGGGCUGUAGCAAGGAGCUGUGCAACUGGCCCUUAAAGGCACCGCCAUCCCUCUGAAUGGACAGACCUAAUUGAAACGCCGUGCCCCGUGACCCCGCGAUGCCCGCCCCGACCUGCGCCUCCUGCCACGCGGCCCGCGCCGCCCUCCGCCGCCCACGCUCGGGGCAGGCGCUGUGCGGACCCUGCUUCUGCGCCGCCUUCGAGGCCGAGGUGCUGCACACGGUGGUCGCGGGCCGCCUGCUGCCGCCCGGCGCCGUGGUGGCUGUGGGCGCCUCGGGCGGCAAGGACUCCACCGUGCUCGCGCACGUGCUGCGGGAGCUCGCGCCUCGCCUGGACGUCGCGCUGCGCCUCGUGGCCGUGGACGAGGGCAUCGGUGGCUACCGUGACGCGGCGCUGGCGGCUGUGCGACGCCAGGCGGCGCUCUGGGAGCUGCCGCUCACCGUCGUGGCCUACGAGGACCUCUUCGGGGGCUGGACGAUGGACGCCGUGGCCUGCAGCACGGCCGGCACCGGCCUCGGCCGCUCCUGCUGCACCUUCUGCGGGGUGCUGCGGCGCCGAGCGCUGGAGGAAGGGGCGCGCCUCGUGGGAGCCACGCACAUCGUGACCGGUGAGCAGCCGCAAAAACAAAUAAAUACAAAAAGUAAAAAUAAUAAAAAAGAGAAAGAGGAAAGAGGUGCAGCAGGCGGGUGCCGAGCGCGCCCCGAGUCCUCCGGGGCAGCUGUGCGGGCUUCUGGCUGUGCCUUCCUGCGCGGCGACUGGUCGAGGGGGCGCCCUGCCGCGUUGCAGUUCACCUCACAGAAGGAGGUGGUGUUGUACGCGCACUUCCGCCGCCUCGACUACUUCUCCGAGGAGUGCGUGUACGCGCCUGAGGCCUUCCGCGGCCACGAGCGCGACCUGCUCAAGCGCCUGGAGGCGGGGCGGCCUACAGCGGCCCUGGACCUCGUGCACUCGGCUGAGCGCCUGGCGCUGGUCCCGGCCGUGCGGCCCCCGCGGCCCGGCGCCUGCUCCUGCUGCGGGGCGCUGGCCAGCCGCGCGCUCUGCCAGGCCUGGGCACUGCUGGAGGGCCUGGCCCGCGGCCGGCCCCGCCUGGCCAUCGGCGAGCGCGAGCACCGAGGUGCAGGGGACGCGGAGGGGCCGCGGGGCCUCGCCCAGGCCAAAGUGAAGGCCGCCGCCGCCCUGUAG